Messenger RNA from Emiliania huxleyi CCMP1516, 762 nucleotides. RefSeq lists its product as hypothetical. Gene Ontology annotation, molecular function: cysteine-type endopeptidase activity. The transcript has a single exon. Gene Ontology annotation, cellular component: lysosome. NCBI's taxonomy places the organism in Eukaryota, Haptophyta, Isochrysidales, Noelaerhabdaceae. The record is from RefSeq and is a predicted model, not a curated record. The annotation marks the transcript as partial.
CUCCCCGCGCAGCACGAUUGGCGCGACGUGGGUGGCAAGAGCUACGUGACCGCCGAUGUGAACCAGCACAUACCCGAGUACUGCGGCUCGUGCUGGGUCCACGGGACGGUGGCCGCGCUCAACGACCGCGUCAAGGUGAUGCGGGGCGGCGCCUUCCCCGACGUGAUGCUCUCACGCCAGGCGCUGAUCAACUGCAUCCCCGACGACUCUCGCAACAAGUCCAAGCCGCCGCCCGGCUGCAACGGGGGCGACGCGUGGAUGGUGCACUCAUACCUCACCAACAGCACGGUGGGCGACGAGACGUGCCAGCCGUACGAGGCGCGCAACGGCGUGUGCAACCUCGCGGGGGUGUGCCGCAACUGCGCGUCCGACAAGAAGGAGGGCUGCUGGGGAGUGCCUUCCUUCACCGGGUUCGGCGUGUCCGAGUACGGCACGGUGUCGGGCGAGAAGGCCAUGAUGAAGGAGAUCCUCGCCCGUGGGCCCAUCGUCUGCGGCGUCGUCUCCGACGGCCCCUUCCUCCACAACUACAGCCAGAAUGCGGGCAAGCACGAGGGCGUCUACAUUGACCGGUCGAAGCACACGCCCGACGACAUCGACCACGACGUGUCGGUCACCGGCUGGGGCGUCACCCGCAGCGGCGUCAAGUACUGGAUCAUCCGCAACUCCUGGGGCACGUACUGGGGCGAGGGCGGCUGGUUCCGCCUCGAGCGCGGCAUCAACUCGCUGAUGAUUGAGGAGCAGUGCGACUGGGCGGUCCCGAGC